Molecule: messenger RNA, 1248 nt
Organism: Monoraphidium neglectum
Lineage: Eukaryota; Viridiplantae; Chlorophyta; Chlorophyceae; Sphaeropleales; Selenastraceae
Exons: 9
Coding region: 1-1248 (415 amino acids)
Cellular component (GO): nucleus
Molecular function (GO): RNA binding; 3'-5' DNA helicase activity
Source: RefSeq, a predicted model, not a curated record
AUGAACCCGUCCUAUUACGACCUGGAGGACACGUCACCCGAGGGCGUCAGCGAGUUCCUGUCGUCACUCGUGGAGGGCGUCCUGCGGCAGCUGGAGGACGACGGCUGCGUGGAGCUUGAUGGAGAGGAUGAGGGGUGCGUGGCCCCCACCCCCCUGGGUCGCGUGGCGUCGUUCUACUACCUGCGCCACGCCACCGCGGGGCUGCUGGCGCGCGCGUUCAGGGGCAGGCAGCUGGGGCACCAGCAGGUCCUUGAGGUGCUGUGCUGCUGCAGUGAGUACGACGAGCUGCCCGUGAGGCACAACGAGGACAAGCUCAACGCUGAGCUGUCAAAGGAGGUGCGGUGGCCGCUGGACACCUUUGGGCGCGGCGCGGCCAAGAACCCUGGCCUGCCGGGCGGCAAGCGGCUGGGCGGGUACGACGACCCGCACGCCAAGGCGUGCCUGCUGCUGCAGUGCCACAUGGGCCGUGUGGCCCCGCCCAUCAGUGACUACGCCACAGACACAAAGGGCGCCCUGGACAACAGCGUCCGCAUUUGCCAGGCGCUGGUGGAUGUUGCUGCUGAGUCUGGUGCGCUGGGCACUGCACUGGCGGUGAUGGAGCUGGUGCAGGGGCUGGUGCAGGCCAGGUGGAUGGACGGGCCCUCCCUGGCGACACUGCCGCACGUGGGCGCAGCGGAGGCGCGUCAGCUUGCCGCCGCAGGGUUUAGCGCGCUGCCGCAGCUGCUGCACGCGCUCCGCGGCGGCGGCGGCGGCAGCCAGCAGCAGCAGCAGCAGCAGCAGCAGCAGCAGCAGCAGCAGCAGGGCGAGCGGCGGCGGGCGCUGCAGGCGCUCGAGAAGGCGCUCGGCCCCGCGGCGGCCAAGGAGGCGGCGGCGGUGUGCGACCGGAUGCCGCUCUGCUCGGUCUCCUGGCGUGCGCCGCGGCCGGCGCCACGGGCGCGGCGGCGGGACGGCGACGGGGAGGGCGGGCCCGAGGGGCGGCAGCAGCAGGACGACGAGCGGGAGGCGGAGGGGCAGGACGAAGAUCAGAUGAUCUUGGAGGUCGAGAUCGCGCGGCUCGGCGGCAGGGGCCCGGGCGGCGGCGGCGGGGGCGGGGCCACGGCUCCAAGGGUGUACGCGCCUCGGUUCCCCAAGCUCAAGGAGGAGGGGUGGUGGCUGGUGCUGGGGGACGCAGCUUCCCGGGAGCUUCUGGCGCUGCGGCGCGUGAGCUUCGGGGGCCGCGGGACGACGACCAACGAACACUCCCACUGA